CUUGUCGUUUAGAUCAGGAAGCUGGGAUGACACCGCUGGCGGCCGCCGGGCUGCGAGAGGCAGCUCCGCGCCGCUCCGCCCCGCGGCGGCCCCUGCCUCCAUGGUAGCGGCGGAGGGCGGAGGGAUCUGGAGGCGGCGGAGGGAGACGUCAUCGCGGGGUUGUUUGUGCAGUCUCGGCGGCGGCGCUGACCCGCAGUGAUUCGGCCGCCGCGCCGGGGUGGGGGGGCUGCGCGGGACUCUUUUUUUUCUUCCAGGUUGACCGCGGGGCAGCUGGGGAGCAUGUCGACCCCGGCGCGGAGGAGGCUCAUGCGGGAUUUCAAGCGACCAGAAGGGACACCCUUUGAAGAUGGUACUUUUAAACUAGUAAUAGAAUUUUCUGAAGAAUAUCCAAAUAAGCCACCAACUGUUAGGUUUCUAUCCAAAAUGUUUCAUCCAAAUGUGUAUGCUGACGGUAGCAUAUGUUUAGAUAUCCUUCAGAAUCGAUGGAGUCCAACAUAUGACGUAUCUUCUAUCUUAACAUCAAUUCAGUCUCUGCUGGAUGAACCAAAUCCAAACAGUCCAGCCAAUAGCCAGGCAGCACAGCUUUAUCAGGAAAACAAACGGGAAUACGAGAAGAGAGUUUCAGCAAUUGUGGAGCAAAGCUGGAAUGACUCCUAAUAGACACCCGGCCUGUCGGUCUCUCCGUCACUGUUGUGCAUAAUUGACCUCCAGUAGAAAGGCUAACAAAUUUUAAGUGCCACAGGUUUUAAGGAUUCUGCAGAAAAAAAAAAAAAAGAAAAAAAUCCUUCAGUUUAGAACCUACAAAAGCUUGUGUAUCUUGAUUAAUGUACUUUUUAUUGCAUGGUGUGAACUAAGUUAUUGCUGCAUAAAUUUGUAAUAUAUCCUGUUUGUAUUUUUUUCCAAGUGUAUAAUGUUGGUGUGGAGUUUUCAUGACAGAAUAUACACAUUUUGUAAAUCUGUACUUUUUUCAAAUAUUGAAUGCCUUAUUUUUUGAAUUCUUUAGAUUUUUAAAUUGGAGAAAAGCACUUAAAAGUUUUUUAUAUAUGAAUAUUACAUGUAAAGCUGUUAAAUACAUAACUUCAGUGCAAGACACUUUGUCACUUAUUUCCUUAUGUGUGUAGGAGGGAAUAACUCCAGCUUUCCAUCAGCUGAUCGUUUUGUUUCCAGUUUCAAAAGAACAUACUUAGAAAGACUUGAGGUUUGAUUCUGAAUACAAGUUGUUAUCUCCAGCUCAGUUUGGAAUGUGCCUGUGUGUAUUUAAAGGGUGUGAUGCUAAAGAGAACCGGUUUGAUUUGUCCAGCUCUGUGCUCCAGCCACCUGACUCAAGCCGAGCUGGCUCUUGCACUGGACCUUCUGCGGUCCCACUGUGUUCCACCCUUGACGCCUUGACCAGACACAGAGCCGCGAUGCCACUUGGUAGCACUUUGAAAGGUUUUUGAUGACAACAAACAGUAAAGCUGUAGAGAUUCAUCCAGUCAUGUGUCCACACCGGUGUUCAUGAUGAACUGGUUACAGUGGUUUGAGCAAGACAGAUAAUUUUGAAAAAGAGUUGUUGGUGUGAUUUAAAUAUUUGCAAGCUACCUUUUAAUGCAAUUGCCUGUUUAUAUUCUGGGAAAAUGUAUUAACUCCAGGGCCCACUGAGUUGGUUCUCUGUGGAGAUGUUUUUAUCUGCUAAGUUGUAUAACAGUUUUCCUGUAUCUUAGUUGACUGGAGAAAGUUGAAACAGUAUUGUAGAAAGUUAAUCUAAAGCUGUCUGAUGCCUUCAGAUAGUACAGAAAAUGGAAAAUGUAUCAGUAAAUUCUGUUGAACUA
This is a messenger RNA of Ochotona curzoniae (black-lipped pika), 1811 nucleotides long. It is a transcript of the gene UBE2B, whose product is annotated as ubiquitin conjugating enzyme E2 B. NCBI's taxonomy places the organism in Eukaryota, Metazoa, Chordata, Mammalia, Lagomorpha, Ochotonidae. Gene Ontology annotation, biological process: DNA repair; proteasome-mediated ubiquitin-dependent protein catabolic process; protein polyubiquitination. The transcript is spliced from 5 exons. The record is from RefSeq and is a predicted model, not a curated record. Gene Ontology annotation, molecular function: ubiquitin conjugating enzyme activity. Gene Ontology annotation, cellular component: HULC complex. The coding region runs from base 280 to 657 and encodes 125 amino acids.